Molecule: messenger RNA, 1678 nt
Organism: Labrus mixtus (cuckoo wrasse)
Lineage: Eukaryota; Metazoa; Chordata; Actinopteri; Labriformes; Labridae
Product: collagenase 3-like
Exons: 10
Coding region: 57-1481 (474 amino acids)
Biological process (GO): proteolysis; collagen catabolic process; extracellular matrix organization
Cellular component (GO): extracellular matrix
Molecular function (GO): zinc ion binding; metalloendopeptidase activity
Source: RefSeq, a predicted model, not a curated record
GCCUAUAUAACAGCUGAAUCCUGCACAGAAACACAAGAGGCAUCCAACGAGGAAGCAUGAAGUCAUACAGCCUGUGCAUCAUACUAAGCCUUGCUCUCACAGCUCACUGUGCUCCAGCAUCACCAGUCACCGUGCAGGAUGAAGGUUUUGCAGAGAGCUACCUGAAGAAUUUCUUCAACCUUACGGAGGAGACGGGUCCGACUAUCAGACGAGGAAUCAGCCCUGUGACCAAGAAGCUGAGUGAGAUGCAGAGAUUCUUUGGUCUCCAGAUCACCGGCACCCUGGAUGCAGACACCUUAGCAAUGAUGAAGAAGCCCCGCUGCGGCGUUCCAGACGGAAAAAUUGCUCGAUUCUCCACCUUUGGAAGCAACCUCAAGUGGCAGACAAACAGGCUCACCUACAGGAUCGAGAACUACACACCUGACAUGUCUGUAUCACAAAUUGAUGACUCCAUAGAGAAAGCGCUUCAGGUUUGGGCCAAUGUCACUCCUCUGAGAUUCACAAGGAUCAAAAGUGGCACGGCUGACAUCAUGAUCUCCUUUGGCAGCAGAUCACAUGGUGAUUAUUACCCCUUUGAUGGCCCUGGUAACACUCUGGCCCACGCCUUCGCCCCGUCUCUUGGCAUUGGAGGAGAUGCUCACUUUGAUGAUGAUGAGACCUUCACUUUCCGCUCAGACAGAGGAUUCGUCCUCUUCAUGGUGGCCGCCCAUGAGUUCGGUCACUCUCUGGGAUUGUCUCACUCUGAUGAUCCUGGUGCUCUCAUGUACCCCACGUACUCAUACAGAAACCCUGACACCUUCGUGCUGCCGCGGGACGACGUCAACGGAAUCCAGUCUCUCUAUGGUCCAAACUCUGAUAAGGAUCCUGCUCGUCCUGAACCUGAGCCCCCCACCACCCCUGAUUCCUGUGAUUCCACCAUGGUGUUAGACGCUGUCACCACCCUGCGAGGAGAGAUGAUCUUCUUCAAGGACAGCUUCUUCUGGCGUAGCAACCCUCAGAGUGCGACAGCUGAGCAGAAACUCAUCACAAGCUUCUGGCCCAAUGCUCCCUCCAACCUCGACGCCGCAUACGAAAGCCGACAGUCGGACAGAAUCUAUCUCUUUAAAGGUCGUAGGGUGUGGGCCUUCAGUGGCUAUAAACCCGUGCGUGGCUAUCCUAAAAAGCUAACCAUUUUUGGUUUUCCAAGAGGUGUGACGAAAAUUGAUGCAGCCCUCUAUGAUGCAGAAUCAGGAAAGACUCUGUUCUUUGUGGGCAACAAUUACUUCAGCUAUGACGAGGCCAGAAGGAGAAUGGAUCAGGGAUUUCCGAAGAGGGUGGAUCAGACCUUCAGUGGUCUGACGGGGAAGGUGACUGCAGCUUUCCAGUACAGAGGUUUUACUUACAUCUACAGUGGACCGUACAUGUUUGAGUACCACCUGCGGAGCAAGAGGUUGUUCCGUGUGCUGAGGAACAGCUACUUCCUGCGUUGCUCAAACUUCUAGACCAGUUUACAGCUGCAUGUUGUUAAUGUAGCCGCUUUGAAUAAGAAUGAAUGUAUACAGGGUUGAAAUAGUACACUUUAAAUAUUUCUAUUUGUGAAAUCAUUGUGUUUUUUAUAUUUAAUUCUAUAAAAUGUAUUAAGAGUUGUAAACAAUGCACAAUUCAAAGAAUGUGUCAAUAAAGUUUUAUAUUAUUUAUA